GGGUCAGGGGUAGUAAAUUCUGGAAGAGGACUUUGAUGAUGAUUGACAGUUCCUCCAGACCGUUCACUCCAACACAGUCUCGUGCAGUCACAGACCGCUUGUCUGGUGUCAUUGCGUGGGAUUCCAGCAGUGGCAAGACAACUGGCAGUGCCCACUGGCCCAUUCAUCCAGUCAGCCAACAAUAACAACAAUCAUGCAUCCACUAAACAAACUAAGCCGACAAUCAACAAUCCUGAGCCAAUAAUGGCAAUAACUGGCGGGCGGCGGAGGAAUCACAGCUACCGAGGGACUGCCCAAGUGGACUGUGCACUGCGCUUCUGCGGGGAAGUGGGCUGCCUGUUCGUUUGCUUGCAACAGGGGAUUUUUCUUUUCAAUUUUGUUCAUUUCUGUCAUAUUGUGAUACAGUCACUGCAACCGUUUAUUGUUUGUCAGAUACCUCUGUUUCCUGUUCAACUGCUACGGCAUGUCGGUCGUACGAUGAAGGACCCGACCAGCAUCCCCCCCGGCUUCUGGGGGAAUCUGUCCACUCUGCAGGAAUCGCGUCUGCAGCAGCUCUGGACCCUCCUGCUGCACCUGGCAGAGGCCUCAUCGCUCGGCGCUCUCGAGCAGUUUGUCCGCGUCAAUAGCCUCGAACCCGUCCGCACCUCGCUCUCCUCGCUGUCCUCCCGCUCCCAGCCCAACAGUCGCCGCAACUCGCUCUUCUCUCGCGCCGAGGGGACCAUCGUCCGUAGAGGCAGUCGAGCCUCUGUCUCUGUCCACCAUUCCCGCCUCCUCCAGACCUUUCGCGACGUCGGCUUAUCCUCUACCCAGGUCCGCAAUGUGCGUCGCUUCCUCGCCGUCCUGUCGCCCGAGGAUAUCCGCUUCGGGGUCCUGACUGCGGCGAAACAUGAACACCCAGACGUUUAUCUCUUGAGGUUUCUGCGAGUGUCCAAGUGGGAUGUGAACCAGGCGCUCGUUCACCUUUUGAACGCGACCGUGUGGAGGCUGAAGGAGAUGCAGGUGGAUAAUGUGCUGUUACCGCGCGGCGAACUGUACGCUGCGCAGAACGAGCAGGAUCUCUCAAAUCAAUAUACCGCUGGCGAGGCGACAGGGUUUCUGAAACAACUUCGAGUUGGAAAGGGCUUUGUACAUGGUGUUGACCGUAUGAGUCGGCCCAUCGCUGUGGUGCGCAUACGCUUCCACCGGCCAGGAGAGCAGAGCCAGGAAGCUCUGAACCAGUUUAUUACGCAUGUUGUUGAGAGUGCCCGGCUGCUUCUAAAACCACCUAUUGAGAGUGCGAUGGUUUUGUUUGACAUGACGGGCUUCUCGCUGGCCAACAUGGAAUACGCCCCAGUCAAAUUUAUAAUCCGCUGCUUCGAGAUAUACUACCCCGAGUGUCUCGGCGUACUCCUCAUCCACAACGCUCCGCGGGUAUUCACAGGCGUCUGGAAAAUAAUCAAACCCUGGAUCGACCCCCGCCUCGUCGAGCGAAUCCACUUCACAUACACAGUGCAAGACCUCGAGCAAUACAUUGACCGCGAUCAAAUCAUCUCCGAGCUCGGCGGUAACGAAGACUGGGAGUACGAGUAUCUCGAGCCCGAAGCAGACGAGAAUAGCGCCAUGAAUGACUACGCAGCCCGCGACACCCUCCUCGCCGAGCGACAAUCCAUCGGCGAGGAAUUCCUGUCCGCAACGUCCCGCUGGAUAGAAGCCUCUAGAACGGGAAGUGUGACGGACAUACAGGAGGCGGUUGCGCACCGCGAGGAAGUUGUCGAGCAGAUCCGGCUGAAUUACUGGGAUCUGGACCCGUACGUGCGCGCGAGGAAUAAUCUGGAUCGCACGGGGGUUAUUCAGGAGGGUGGGCUUAUUGAUAUGUAUCCUGUGCCGAAGCAGCCGUUGCCUGUGGCUGUUCAGAUUCGGACCGCGAAGGUUCUCCAGGUUGCGCAUGUGCAGAGGGCGCAGGUGAAGAUUGUUAAUGUUUGAUGGAUGGAUGGAUAUGAACUUGUCAUGAGGUUAUGAUUCUGCCGUGUACUUACUAGCGAUGUUCUGCUUGUAUGAUAUCUUGUUUUAUGGUGAGAUAGUGAAUAAUAUAGUGAUUGUUGUAUCAAAGCGCAAAUACAUUAGAUAUUGGUCAGGA
This is a messenger RNA of Aspergillus versicolor CBS 583.65, 2116 nucleotides long. RefSeq names its product CRAL-TRIO domain-containing protein. The record is from RefSeq and is a predicted model, not a curated record. Bases 478 to 1962 code for a protein of 494 amino acids. Lineage: Eukaryota; Fungi; Ascomycota; Eurotiomycetes; Eurotiales; Aspergillaceae. The transcript is spliced from 4 exons.